Diospyros lotus (date-plum) is the source of this 2490-nucleotide messenger RNA. RefSeq names its product protein IQ-DOMAIN 33. The transcript is spliced from 6 exons. NCBI's taxonomy places the organism in Eukaryota, Viridiplantae, Streptophyta, Magnoliopsida, Ericales, Ebenaceae. The record is from RefSeq and is a predicted model, not a curated record. The coding region runs from base 1095 to 2327 and encodes 410 amino acids. Gene Ontology annotation, molecular function: protein binding.
CAUCACAAAGCAAAAGAAAGCUAUUAAUCACUAAAUACAAAGGGGAAACUUGGGUACCUUCAACUUAUGCAGGAGUUUAACACAUUGGUCAUUUUGGACAUUCAAAAUGAUCUCUGCGAAUCAUCCGGACAAUGUCAUUGUUCAAUUAUUUAUAUACGAAACUCAAAUCUACCAGAAAUACCACCAGUAAACUAUCACCACAUCAAGCACAUUCAGUACAAAAAUGGCAUGUCAUUUUCACCAUCUUUCCAUCCCAAUGCCGUGUGACCUACUCCAUUGUAUGCAAAAAUUAUCUUAUAUGAUACCAGAUUUGUCAUCUUCCCCCGCUAAAAAAUAACAGAGCUCUGUUUGGACAUACAAGUAAUUUGUUUGAUUAAAAACAAUUUCCCCUUUUGUCUUGUCAAUUAAAUAUGGAGUGGACACCACUCAAGUUUCUUUGGCUCCUCAAGCAGCCCCUAAAAGCAAAGACAUUGCUGCAGAGGUACAAGAAGGAAUAGACAUAGCCCCAGUGGCAAGCAAACUUUGUGAGGCUAAUCUGCUAGGAAACAUGUGCAAAAAGCAACACAAAAGCAAUAAACACCUUCCCACUUCUCCACUUUUAUAGUCUUUGUUUAUUUCUGUGAUUUGAAGCCUCCAAUUCCAGCUCUAAAGCUGCGCAGUUCUUGCAGAUCCUGUGGCUUAAUUCUAACAUGUGGUUAAUUCUAGCAAAUAAGAAUCACUUGUGUGGGUUGCUAUUUCUCAAACUCAAAUAAAAUUAAAAAUAUUGCAUAAAAUCAAAUAACAUAAGUUUUAAAUAAACAAGAAUUAUAAAAGCCUUAAGAAAGAUAAGUUCACAAAUAAAAAUAAUUAGAGAACUACCUAAAAUUCAUCUAAUUAACUCCACACAGUAAAACAAAAGUUGAUAUAUUAUUUGUUUUUAGGCAAUACUUGAUGUUUUUAAGCUUUUAUAGUGUGCAGACAGGUGAAGCUCACAAAGCUGAGUAACUUCAACUUUUGUUGGAUCACAGCAGGAAGCACCAGUGAUUUAUAGUGGCUUUUGAGAGGGGUUGAAGCAACCCAUUUGAGAAUUCUGCGUUUGCGAUUGCUCAAGUGAGAUGGGCAUUACUGGGGAGCUGGUGAGAAGUGUUUUCUUCAAGAGUAAAGCAAAGAACAGUUCAGUGGAAAAGAGAAAAUGGAGGAGCUCAGUGAGAACUUAUCUCUGUGGAGAUGAGUUCAAUUCAGUUCUUGCUGAGGAAGAUUCAGAUUCAGCCUUCGCAAGGAGCUCUGCUGCAACCAUUACACAUUCGGUGCUCGAGAGCUCGGAAGCAUCCAUUGCUCAGCCAUGUCUGGAGAGCUCCGAGGCCACUGUGACACAGCCAAUUGCAGAGGAAUUAGCUGAAAGAAGUGAAAUUCAGAGCAAAGAAGAAAUGGCAAAGGAGAAGAAGAACUCAACUGCGAAGCUUUUUCGCCGAGACGAUGCAGCGAUAGUGAUCCAAUCGGCAUUUAGACACUUCCUGGCUAGGCGGAGAAACGAAGCGAUCAGGUCAGUGGAUGGAAGUGCGAGCGCACCAUCCGUUGGGACAUCGAUUGAAGUUCAAACCGGAAAUUCGACUGAGGUAUUCUCAACUCGAGAAGAGAUUUCGACGAUCCAGCACCGUUCACAGCAGAAAACCAGGGUUCCGAUGUUAAAGCCAAAGGAAGAUUGGGAUGAUAGCACCGUGAGCAGCAACAUAUCGAAGAUGAGAAUUCAGAACAGGCUGGAGGCGACGACCAGGCGCGAGAGAGCGUUGGCUUAUGCGUUUUCCCAACAGCUACGAAUCUGUUCGAAGAAGAACCAGACCAGAUCGGAAGGCGUUGAGACUAACGUCGGCUGGAGCUGGCUGGAGCGGUGGAUGGCCACUCGGCUUCCAGAAAGCUCCCCUUUCGAGAACCAUGCAUGGAAGCAGCUCGAGCAAAUGAACAUCACCCAUAGAUCGAUGGUCAGGAAGAGGCUUUUCGAUGUGGCGGGGGAAGAAAAGGAGAGCUGCGGAUCUAAUGAAGUGUCGGUUCAGAUCGAUAGCGUUUCAGUUUCUGCAACGGUAGAGGAUAAGGAUGACUCUGGACAGACUAGGAGUCGCCUCAGAGCCACCAGAAGCAUAUCGAAACGAAAAACCGCUCCAAGCUACCACUGCCCGCAGGCGAGCAAGAGAGAUGGGUCGUGGGAAGAUGAGAAAGACAAGAGGCAGAGGCAGAAGCAGGCUCAGGCUGCUGGAGGAAGCAAGGGAGACAUCAAAUGCAAAGAUGCUUCAUUGCUACUAUCACCUGAUGCUGCUGCAGCAGGCAGUGCGAGCUCAAAAUUGGGUUCUUGACUGAGUCAAGAGGGCAUCAUCAGUUUGUUUGUUGUGUUGAAUUAAUUGUAUAUUGAAUGCAGUGGCUGCUUCUAAAUGGCUUUGGCUUUCCUUUGUAAAUGUUAUGUUACUGAUAAUCUACAUGAAUGCCAAUACAUCGAGUUUGGAUUAGUAUUUUUUGUCA